AUGCCUGUGCGCCGUCGAAUUCCCACGCCCGAUCCCAUCCCCAUGGACUCUAUCAUAACACCUCUAGUGCCUACCGGUAUAAUAUCCACUGAGACUGGCGGACUUCUAAGGGCUGGCGGACCAAGGCUCUGCGAACUACCGUACAACAGCCACGACAUCCGAAUUAGACAAAUUCCAUUUUAUACAAUUCAAUCUAUUAUUCAAACAUUGAAUAUCUGUGCUUCUAUAGGUUUUGUGGAGUGCACCCCGUGCUAUGACGAUUCUGCAGAACCGAUCCCAACAUUGCAAGUCUGUGUAGACCCGCGAAAGAAUGAGGCUCGAAAGGACUGGCUCAACGCAGCACAAGAGCUGUACGAUCUUCUUUGCAGAUACGGCCUCGAAUAUAUAACAGUUGACAUUAUUGACUGUCGCCUGGAACAAGGCCCCAGCAUGUUUAUAUGCGAACCGACUGAUGCAAUCUUCUCCAAAUGGGACAUAGUUCGCCAACACAUCCUACACUCUGUUGAUGUCUCUGGAUUUCAAUUGCUAGGCUGCUAUCGCAUGGGAUACGAAACUCGCACUGAGAACUGCAAACCAACUAUACUCGUCACGGUUGAUCCAGAAUUUGAACGAGACUGGGGCAUCGCUAAGCAGGAGAUCAGGAACAUCUUGAACAGGCUCAAACUUGCGGUUGACGUGCAGAUUUUCAAAGAUCACAGCAUCUUCUGCGCCCGCCGACCGUCGAUUCAGAGCGAACUCAACUCACGGUGCCCUGUUCACAUGGAGGACUGUCCAAGAGUAGCGACCAUUGGACAUAGCGUGGGUGCUCAUAACAGCGACCGCUACGGCACCUUUGGGGGAUGGCUCAAUAUACGGCAAAAGCCUGACUCUGAAUGGGAGCAAUUUGGUUUGACCUGUCGCCAUUGCAUCUUCGACGACCCGUUCAAGGAUUUCGUAAUACCUGACCCCAGAGCUGAAACGCUGGAGCAUGUGGGGGACAACAGGCUCAGUCUACCCGAGUCGGCACAGGAGGUCGAUUGUCCAAGUUACGGUGAAAUCAAAAUGUAUAUCGAUGGACUCAAGAAGACUAUCUCCGAUCUCAAGAAGGAACAUUCUUAUCCCAGCUUGGAAGAGCUUAGACUGUGUAGAGACCCCUUGGAUGAUCUGUCGGAAGCAUGCUGGAAAAGGCUCCGAGCCCCCAUCGACGGUUAUGAAGGCUGGAUUGCGGAGCUAGAGGCCUACUGCGAUUCGAAUAUGCAUAGGUUUGGCAAGAUUUGGGCACAUUCUGGCGACAGCACGCGGAGGACGACCACCGUUAUGGACUGGGCCCUUUUGAAGCCCUAUCCAACUCGAGCAUAUCCAUCUAAUAAAUUUGGUGGAUUCGCCAACCAACAUGAUCCAAGGAGUCUGAAAGUCGAAAAUGGGUUUAUCGAGGACAGCAUCGUAUUGCAUCAUUCCGAUCUCCUUCACAAGUCCGGUUGUAUCACGAAUACGACUACCGGCCAAUACAACAUGCUUGCCACGACAGUUUUUACUGUUACAGCAAAUGGACAGCUACGCACGACGAAUGAGCAUUCGGUCAUUUGUAAAAAGAAGAAGUCUGAUUUUGAGCCUGGGGACUCGGGAUCCCUUCUCUUCACCGAAUCGGGCGCUAUGGUGGGAAUGGGCUUCGGGGCACAAGUUGGGGGACAAAUUGUUGUUUUCACCCAUGUCGACGAUCUCAUCGCCGACAUCAAAAGUCAAACGGGGGUGGAUCAGGUCACCUUUUACACCCAGGAAUGGACUGAUGAAGUGUGCGAGAAGGAUUAA
Messenger RNA from Aspergillus pseudonomiae, 1788 nucleotides. RefSeq lists its product as uncharacterized. The transcript is spliced from 2 exons. Lineage: Eukaryota; Fungi; Ascomycota; Eurotiomycetes; Eurotiales; Aspergillaceae. Bases 1 to 1788 code for a protein of 595 amino acids. The record is from RefSeq and is a predicted model, not a curated record.